CGCUCAAGGCUACGAGAAUCCCCUCUCUCCGUCUGCAAGCCAUACUCUCUAUCUCUCAAAUUCCUCUUCUCAAAAUGGACACACCGCCACCAGAACAGCUGCAACGAUCAUCAUCCACUCAGUUGGACUUCGACAACCUUAGAGCCAUCAAAGUCCUAGGCAAAGGAGCUAUGGGCACGGUGUUUCUAGUUCACCACAGAACAGCUGACCCUUUUGCUCGAAACCCCUACGCCCUCAAAGUCGUCGAGAAAUCCACCCUCCAUACAAAAUUCGAAGCCGACCGCCGUGCCCGGUGGGAGAUCCAGGUCCUCACCAAACUCUCCGGCCGGAACAGUCACCCUUUUCUCCCUCAUCUCAUAUCGUCCUUGGAGACUCCAGACUUCCUAGCUUGGGCCGUCCCUUUCUGCUCCGGUGGUGAUCUCAAUGUGCUGCGAUACCGCCAAAACGAGCGCGUUUUCUCCCCGGCCGUCGUGCGGUUUUAUUUGGCCGAGAUAGUUUGCGCUUUAGAACAUCUCCACGAGAUGGGGAUUGUGUACCGGGACCUGAAGCCUGAAAACAUUCUAGUACAACAGUCUGGUCACGUUACUCUCACGGACUUCGACCUUUCUCGUAGUUUAACGAAACGGACCGUUAAAACCGUUUUUCCUUCGACUGAUCUUCAACAUUUUGAUCAACCUGCAAACGCUGAAUCUAUGUCUCUGUCUCUUGAUUUGCAAAACAGACACUGCCACCGCUACCAUAUCCCCCACCGAAGAAAUUUAACCCGGUGGCUGCCUAUACUUCCCAUUAAAGAUAAAACCGGCUUAAAAAAGGCCAAGUCAGCCCGAGUUAGCCCUGUGAGUCGGCGAAAACUCAGUUUCAGCAAUGGAGAACGAUCCAAUUCGUUUGUGGGUACCGAGGAAUACGUGUCGCCGGAGGUUGUACGGGGGGAUGGACACGAGUUCACAGUGGAUUGGUGGGCGUUGGGGAUUCUAACGUACGAAAUGUCAUAUGGCACGACACCAUUUAAAGGGCAUAACCGAAAGGAAACGUUUCGAAACAUUUUAUCGAAGACGCCAGAGUUCGUCGGGAAACGAAACGAGUUAACUGAACUGAUCGAACGGUUGCUAGAGAAGGAUCCAACGAAGAGGCUGGGUUACCAACGUGGUGCGUGCGAGAUCAAGGAGCACGUGUUCUUCAGAGGGGUAAGGUGGGACUUACUUACGGAGGUAUUAAGGCCACCAUUUAUUCCCGCCAGAGAGGACACUAAUCUAACGGAAACAGCAGUAACGGCUGAAGGAGUGGAUAUUAGGGACUACUUCCAGAAUUUGAAGUCGCCGCCGUCACCUCCUCCAUCGCCAUCAUUCGAGUGCCAUAUAAAGAUGUCGCUAACGGAGUUCUAGGCACACGUGUGGCAGUUAGCACGUGUAAGAGUGAGUGAGUAUAAAUUCUUUUUCAUAUACGCGAUGGCUGUAUUUAUGUACAUAAAAUAAUGGGUACAACGUGAAAAAAAGAUAAGGAAGAGAUUAUUGAAAAGCUAUAAAUAGAUUAUACUAUUUUUAUGCGAUUA
Hevea brasiliensis (rubber tree) is the source of this 1549-nucleotide messenger RNA. RefSeq names its product serine/threonine-protein kinase UCN-like. The record is from RefSeq and is a predicted model, not a curated record. Gene Ontology annotation, cellular component: plasma membrane; nucleus; cytoplasm. Gene Ontology annotation, biological process: protein phosphorylation. NCBI's taxonomy places the organism in Eukaryota, Viridiplantae, Streptophyta, Magnoliopsida, Malpighiales, Euphorbiaceae. Bases 75 to 1382 code for a protein of 435 amino acids. Gene Ontology annotation, molecular function: protein serine/threonine kinase activity; ATP binding. The transcript has a single exon.